UCACGUGGCUCCGAACACCAAUUGACACCUCGCGCAUGCGCAGUGGCCGGAUACACCUUGGCAAACGUUGGUUGAUCAAUUUGAGCAGAUGGUGAACGCCAGUGCGAAGUUUAGAAGUUUUAAAAAAUACAAACCAGGCUACGAAAUUGCCGUUUUUCUAGCCUCUCGUAUCCAUUUGUUUUAAUUGUUAGCAUGUUACCAUCAGCUAGCCGGGUCAAACUAAACCGAGUCACGUUAAAAGACGUCGUUGGAGCUAACGUGGAGCCGCGGCGGAGACGACCGCCCAAAAAGCGAGAGGAACCGAAACCGGCCUCUAGCAACGAAGUACCGGUCCAGACGUCUCUAACGAGCCCGGAAAAUGUGACCGCUAACCCCGCCGUGGGAGAGCCGGCGGAGAGUCGUGUAGGUGGAGGUAUACAAACGGGGGUGGAGUGCAGGACUGGCAUGUGGGACAGAGACGUCGGAGAGGUUCCUGGAACGGGAUGUCGCCAGGUAGGAGCCAAGAGGAUGAAGCUCAGGGGUGGCGGUGAAGUUGGGGUUUUGCCAGCCGCUCUGGGUCCAGAAAGCAACUGCUGCAGGGACCCAGCAGCGGCAACCGACUCCGGAGACCCAAUGAAAGCGUGCAUUUUGACGUGUGACGGCAGCGAGUCGCGGCCGGUUGACGGCAGCAGCUCGACCGCGAACGAUACCCGUGUCCGGGGGAAGCCUGGUGGUGAGAUUGAGAAAGCCACAGAAGCUGACGCACCACAGAUGACGUCCGAAGGGUUGUUUCAUGGGAACGAGGCAGAACUGGAUGAAGCGGAGUCAUUCACCUGCCAGAGAGCGAGGCCCUACAUCAUGAGAAGUAGAUUCAGCUGUGCGCGCACACACAUCACGUGGCCCUUCUCCACCAGUAGAGUCCAUGCUGGAUCUGCAGGCGGUCCAGCAAAGGCUUUAGGUCCCGAAGCUGGAGUCGCCUGCGACUCCCCACCAAACCAAAAUCAGCCGGGCUCGUCCAGCGACGAGCUCCCCGCUGCACCUUCAGCCCACCGGCUUUGUGGCGGCGAUGUGAAGGCGCGAGACGAGAACGGAGAAAGCGUUCAAGAAGAUGAAACGCCGGCGCACGCUGCGGAGUUUGCGCCCGACUGUGGUCCUGGUCCUUGCUCGCCUGCGCUGGCCCGCAUGUCCAACCCGAGUGGGAGCGGAGGGGAGCGUGACGCGCCGUCGUCUCCUCCGCUCGACGAAGCUGAAAGCUACAAGUCGACCCCCUUCCUCUCGGCUCUCGGCCUGAGUGACUGUGAAACCACCAGCACUUUGUCUCCCAUGUCGUCUCUAUCCACAGCGUCCUCUCUCCCACCUUCAUCGGCCCCAGUGAAGGUCAAAGGCGUUGGGCGCACUGACCCUGCCGGUGCACCACUAACGUCCUUUUCACCUGAAUGUGUGUUCAAAGCGGUGGAGGAAACGUUGUUCUUUGAAGUAACUCCAAUGACUCCGUGGACUCCAUCUUCUGCACAGCCGUGCGACUCUGACUCCAUUCAUUCAUGCGAGUCCUCCCUUUUCCUCCCUCAUCACGAGCGAGAGAGCAGGGACAGAUUCUCCCCCGUCAGGAGCCCGCCAUCUGAUACGUGGCCCUUUGACCACAGGCGCGUCAACGACGGAUUGUUGCACGAGGUCCUUCAGGAAAACCAUGUAGAAACUGACUCAAAUCAUUUUCUGCUUCCUCCGAUUCUCUCUCCUGUCACUUCACCACGAGGGCCUUCAGGGACAAGCCUCCUUCUCCAAGCAGCAGGCUGCUCAGACGAAGAGGAGGAGGAGGAGGAGCAAAUCAACAAAGACUCCAGAAAACGCAAAAUGUCCUCUGGAUGUCGCACGCCGCAAAUCGUUGAUGGUAGAAAGGAUUAUCCUGAAUAUGGUAGUGGGGAAAAGGAAGACUCUGAAACUACUAUAUUGAUGCCUCACUCCUCUCCGGAUGACGAUGAUGAUGAUGGUGGUGGGGAACAGAGUAACAAAAAAUCUAAACAAGUUCUCUCCGACCCCAAAAUGACCACAGCCCUCGCCGCAGGGGAGCUCACAGAACCCGGCUCCCAUCCCAGCAGUGAUGAUGAGGAUGAUGAUGUUGAAGAAGAGGAGGAGGAGGAGGGAUCAGUUCCGUCUCACGCAGCGCGCAGCGACGCGGAUGAGUCCGGUGCAGACGUAGCGAUCCAUGUGCAGCCCGGCGCUUUGGAUGAGAUCGCUGCUUACGAACAGGACAUCCUGCUGGUGGACGUGAUCCAGGACGACCCGGAGCUGUUUGAAAACCUGCCCGAGCAAAGUCUGCUCAAGCUGGGCCCCAUAAGGGCUCCUGUGGCUCCUGUAGCCGGGAGAAGUACGCCGUCGCCGAGGAUAAACGCAGCAUCACUGGAGAGACUGAGGUUGACUCCAGGUAAUAAAAGUGUUCCUUUGGUCUGUUUUGAUGUUGCAGAGGAGACUAACUGCAGAUCAUGGAGACCUCAGGGAAGCAGCAGCACCUCUUUCAAAACUCAAAGCAGCACAUGGCCUGAUGCAGAAAAGCAAACCACCAACACGAGUCUGCCGGAUGCCAACAACAAUCAUGUGAACCGAGUCCCGGAGAGGAGCCUCUGGACCGCGAGCCUUCUGCACAAUAACCUCCCUGCGCCCACGACCACGAGAAACGGGCCUCCGGCUGCAAAUACCACAGAGUUCAGGCGGCAGAAUUCGAUUUCUUACUGCAGGCAGUACUUCAGUGAGUCGCUGUCCUGUGGGUUCAAGAUGUGUCGCUUCCAGCAUGUGCCUGCUGAGGGCAACGAGAAGCUGUGCAUCGACACUUUGACACGCUUCGUCAAAAAUCCAACAUGCCUUCAAAAAGCAGGAGCCAUGUUUGUGUGCUACUACCAGAGCAACCGACCGGGAGCGUGCUUCUCCAUGCAGGUGCUCCUGAUGCUCCUCUGGGCUCUGCUCAAAGCCGGCAUGGUGUCCGACGUCCUGUCGGUCCUCAGCGUCAGCUUGACCCACAAGAUUGUGCCGACUCAUGAGUUCCUGUUGGCCCUCUUCAACCACGUGAGAGAAAAGGAUCUCUCCGGUCUGGUACCUGAACUCAUGCAGCUCACAUUCAAGAUGGCCAGUGCGGGUCUAGUGCUGAGUGUGGACUGCCUCGACUGCGUCAAAAACACUCCGGAGUUCCAGCAGGCGGUCAACGCAAACCCCCUCGUUUUGGUGUCUGGUAACAACAAGUCAUUUACCAGCGCUCCUCUUCCAGAGUCCCUGAAUCUGGCCCAUUCCAUGGUAGAAAUAGAGCUUUGUUCCAAGCAGGAGGACUGGGGGAGGAUGGGCACGGUGUUCAGCGCCAUCGUCCAGUCCAGCAAGUGUCUCAACCAGGUGGGGAAGAUCAGCGGCCGCGUUGCCAUCGCGCUCCUCUCUGAAGGCAAAGACAAGCUGUCGUUGCCCUUUGCAGCCUUCGCUGAGACCGUGUGUCAGAGCGAAAGAAUCGACAACCCGAUCAGGAGUUCUUUAGGCCGGAUCGGCGUCUCUCUCAUGUUGAGAUACCACAAAACGCAUCAAUGGGCCAAGGGUCGGAGGGUGGUGGAGGUUCUGUCUGUUUCAAAAAUUAACUACGCGACACUGAAGGGCUUGUUUGGGAACGAGGACGGAGCGUCACGCUGCUACCUGGUCACCGUGGCAACGGAGCUCUUCCUCCUGAGUGGCAGCCUGGAGGGAGCCCUCAACACACUCCGAGAGAACAAGUGGUUCGUGAGUUCGUGCGCGUGGCCGUGUGAGCCCGCCGACCUGGAGAGCAGGACGCGCGUGUUGAUGCGUCUGGCUGAAAAAACCUCCCACAGAGACACGCUUGAGGUCCUCUGUAAUCUGCCCGGACUCAAGGAGCCAAACGACAUGGUGGAUGCUUCCCGCUACGCCGCUCUGUUUAACGAUCAGCUGCGAGCGUUCGUCGACCGACAGAUCUUCCCCGUGGCUUCGGACGCCGUGAACUUCAUGCUCUCUAAAAAACUGCCGGUUGACCCCGCCCUGCUGCAGCUGCUCCUGAACAAGCUGGGCAAUCAGAACCUCUGGCUCCGGGCGCGGGAGGUCUUCAGACACUCCCUGAGCACGGGCUACUACCCUGCCGUGUCGGCUCCCCCCGGCUUCAUGGCGCUGAUCGUCCCCUGUCGGCUGGGGGAGGUGGAGCUGGCUCUCAGCCUGGAGAUGUUCAUCGCCGUCAACGGCACCAGCAUCUUCCACCUUUCCGAGACCUCCACUUCCUGUCUCAGCAUCACGCUCAAAAGGACUCAGAGCUGCGAGAGCGAGUACCUCGCCGCCGGCAGCCGCAUCCUGUCCGCGGCGUGCGUCCUUCAUCCCAAAGUCCUCGUGCAAUACACGGCGGUGAACGCGUCGCACGAUCAAGUGUUCUUACUCGACGUUCCCUCCGCCCGCUGCUGGCUCCGCCACAAUCGCAUGUGGGCCAAUGAGGUGUGGACGCACUGAUCAAACGCGCUCGGUCCCGCCCCCAUACGCCGCGCACGUGCGCUCCAAACUGCUCAUGACUCAGAGACAUCAGUGGAAAACACAGCCGAUGAAAUCAGGACAACCCGCCCAUGUGCGUCCCUGCUUGUUUGUGCUCGUAGUUCAUUUUUGCCUUUUGACCAGGUAGCAAAGAAUCACAAACAAAGACUGACGCCAGAACUUCUUUAGUGUUUUGGUUUUUACAACAAUAAAUCGUUGUUUGCUGAAGUGUUCUUUUAGCUAUUUUCUUUUGAUUAAUGUCACUGUGUGAUUUACCAUCUGAGGGAGCUUUGUGGAGGCCACGAUCUUUUUGUAUGGUUGUUACAAGUAUUAGAUUUAGUUUAUAACAACAAUGUAAAUAAUGUUUUGGUCUGUGUGUAUAUAUUUACAUAUAUUGGUAAGUCUGUGACGGUAUUAUGUUGCUGUAUUGUACUGAUUGUAGAAACUACAAUUGUUAAUUGUUCAGGAGCUGUGAUCUACAUUUUCUUUGUAAUGUUUUUAUAAAAAAAAGUUCUGCUCCAAAAGGUUUUGACUG
Gasterosteus aculeatus aculeatus (three-spined stickleback) is the source of this 5008-nucleotide messenger RNA. RefSeq names its product testis and ovary specific TOPAZ 1 (gene topaz1). The record is from RefSeq and is a predicted model, not a curated record. Lineage: Eukaryota; Metazoa; Chordata; Actinopteri; Perciformes; Gasterosteidae. Gene Ontology annotation, biological process: spermatocyte division.